CAAACUGCCACCACCAGCUCCAGUCAUGGACAUCGACACGGUGGAUUUCGAGGAAUUCGAUCUCGACCAAUACACUCCCACGCCACAAGUCCAGCGUCCUUCCAAGUACAUCAAGCAGACGCUCCUCUACUCUCCCAUCUUCACCAAUGUGUUUCCUCAGUUCAAGGUCCGUAUCAAUAAGCCGUUCAGGGGCGUUGCCAGCACGUCGUUCAACGACGAGCUGUACCAGAACUUGGUAGCAACAGAGCAGGACUCACAGCUCGAUGCAUUCAGCGACGACGACAGCGACGACGAGUUGUUGCUCCAUCUCACAAGUGCCAGACAGGUACACGAGCCGUUGCUGGGUGCUGCCCAGCUCCGGGCCAUCAAGGUGAUAGUCAAGACCAAGUCAUUGUUAAUCAACGGCGUCGAGUUUCCUACGAGCUCUGAGAUCAGGUCCUCAUGCUUGAUCCGAGGUAUCCAGGACGAAACUGAACGAGCCAAGGACUCGCUCUUGCUCUCGUUGAAAACAGGCUUUCUCCUCUUGGUCAGGAUGUACUAUGUCCCCAGACAUUACCGAGACUCGGACUACAAAUACCAGACACUAUCGCAUAUUCCCCAGACUGGAGACUCCAUCUACAAGCCGUUUAUAGUCCAGUGGUGGAACACCAAUCAGAAACGCAGUCUUCCCACCUUAAAGACCUCGGGAUACCAUCUCCUCUCGCAUCGAUCCGGUCUUUCUGUGAUCUCCACGUCUGCCAGUGACACCUUUCGCAUCUACAACACCCAAUUGACCAGCAACGGUAUCAUGUUCAAGAAACACGUGAAUGUGGACUGUGACGGGUUGAUCCUCCAUUCGUGCUUUGCGGAACCAUUCAACAAUGCAAAGCUGAACCACCAUAACUUCUUCUUGACCUUCGUUUUCACCGAGUUCAGAAGACUUGUCAUAAACCUAUUCUCUUGGUCAAACAUGGAGGGCUUGGGCCAGAGUUUUUCAAAGUCAACCUUGCCUUUAGAUAAUACCUUCGUCAUACCAAUAUUCAUAGUCUCGCUAAGUGAUGGCAGAGGUUUCCUAUUUGUCACCGAGGAUGAGUUGAUAAUUAUUACUAUCCACGAUAUCAUGUCAGCCGAGUACAACUUCAGAAGAUUCAAAUCCCCCUGGAAAGGGAUCUCAUUCCCUACCUGCUCAUAUAGGCCCGAAAAGAGCUUGAAGGGUGAACACGCAAUAGAAGAAGAUUCUGAACUUUUGAUUGCUACAGAUAAUGGAACUGUGUACUCGGUUGAGUUCAGCAACAGCUCUGCCAAAAUAUACCCUAUCGCAAAAGUGAAUGACUGCAUAUCCGUUUUCUCUCUUGAAAGAGUUCCAAAUGGGUUCAAUUUGAUUUAUGGAAGCGAUACGGGUUCGAACAAAGACUUACUACUCCCUGAAUUGAUAUCACCUGGUUCUGUAACUGACCAUUCAAAGAUUCAUUACACAAAGGGUAAACUCAUCAAAGACUACAAAAAAUGGGCACCUCUUUUAGAUGUUCUGAUUGUAGAUUCGUGGAACAGCAGACUUUCAGACAAUCAAUCUAAUCAAGAGCUCUGGGGUAUUAGUGGAAUUGGCAAGAAAACCAAACUUAAUCAUUUCAGAUACGGUUAUCCAGCGCAAAGAAAGAGUAAUUCCUAUAAUAAACUCAGAAAGGCUGAAAGAAUUCAGUUUGUCGAGUUUGAGGAAAAGACAUAUCUCUUUUGCUCUUUUACUUUUGAGACAAUUUUGCUUGAAUAUCAACCAAACUCUCCUGAAGCCUUUAUUGAAAUUGAAUCCAAUGAAGCAUUUAUUAAUAAUGGUAAAACUUUUCAUGUGUCUAAUUUCAAACUAGGUGAAGAGGAGGUAGUUUUCCAAGUUUCUUCAAGCGGUAUUUUAUUAACAGAUCUUGCAAACUUCCAAAUUUCACAUGUUCUUGAGAAUAAAAGUAUCAUUGGUUGCGACAUUCAAGGAUCUACUCUAGUCAUCAUGACAGAGAGUGAAAGUUCUGGAGUUGUUGUUGAACUAUUCGAUUUGAAUUUUGAUCUCAAUAGAAACUCUUCUUUUGAAGACUUUCUUACGUUAAGGAAAGUUGUUGAGGUUGAAGAGCCCAGCAUCACCAAGUUAAUUCGAUUUGAGGGAGAAUCGCAGGGCAAUUCUGUUACUGGGCCCAACUAUCUUCUUAUUUCAACUUACCACGGAACCAUUAACAUAUUUCAGCUUGAUAAAAAUGUAACCUUGGUGAACCUCAUUGAUUUGAAAAAGUUAAAUCCAUACAACAAAAAUGGUCAACACUAUGACGAAUUACUCAUCCCGGGUGAUCUUCAUUAUGCUGGGGGCAAGCUCUAUGUGGGGACUUUGGACGGUUAUUUCAUAAAUUUUGAAGUAGUCCCAAGAACAGCAUCGGUGGUUGAGUGUGUGAAAUUUCUCAGAUUGAGUGAGACUCCAAUAAAGCUUAAAGCUGUACAACAAGAUCCAAACCUUCUCUUCAUUCAUUCAAAGAGUCUAUGGCUCUUGAAUUUGUACGAAUCCAAGUUUCCCCGGAAAGUAUACUUUGAUGAAACUUACGAAAGAUCUAUCAUUUCCAUGUCUCAAAUUCCUACAACCAGUGCCGUUGAUAACAGUAUUCUGGACCUACAAUUUGCAUUCGUUAGAGACGAUGGGUUGAUGAUAGGUAACAUAUCUACUUUUAAGGAAGCCAAUGUGAGACAACUUACUGUGGAAAACGCAAAAAAGGUGCACUAUCUCCCAUAUUUGUCAAUUUUCAUAGUAUUGUGCAAGUCUAAGUAUCAAGAAAAGAGGUUGAAGUUUGUGGACAGAAAGUUGUUCAAGGAGUGCCCAAGCGAAGGUGGUAGCUUCAGGUCCUCUGUCUUUGUUCCACAAAUCUUCGAAACCUAUGAAUACCCUUUGACUGCAUGCAUAUGGUCUAUUCAAAGGAACAACAGAGUUUCUAAAAAAUUGUUAAUUGGUACGAGCUUGGUUGAUGGUAAUGGAUUCUUUAAGGUGCUAGACAUAAGUAAAGUACGAAACAAUGCCUCCAUUAAAGUUACUGAACUAACCACUUUCGAGCAUCCCGAGCCUAUAACGAACAUUGUCCAGGUGGGUUCAGAUAUUGUUUUUACAAGUGGAAACUCUAUUCAUUGUACAAGCUAUGAUGUGGAUGAAAAGAGACUUAAACUGGUCCUGACGUUGGUGACCUUACCCAGCGAAAUUACAAACUUGACCACAAAUGACAAGAAUGAUAGACUUAUGGUAACAACCAAACUUGAUUCCAUCUAUCAUUUCGAUUACAAGUCUCAAGAUGACUCUUCAUCUUCUCCUAUCAUCAAUUUCUCCAACAGCGAUCCUUUACCAAAUAGUUUCGUGAAUCAGGCACAGUUAAAUAAUAAAAUCAUUGCUGGUGAUAAGUUGCAUUCUUCCAUUUGCAUUAUUGAUAACGAAAACCUUAGUAAGACAACGAGGAAAACCUAUAGAAUGUCCAAUAUUCCAAGGGUUUAUGCCUCUAAAUUUCAGAGUUGUUGGAUUCAGGAUGAAACUGAUUCUAUACGUAAAGGUGUUAAUGAUGCUGAAAGGGCAACAUCAAUGGCGAGUGGAAUGGUUUUAUGUGUGGGGGUGAAUGGAGAGGUCACUUCUAUCAGGGACGUAGAAGAAGACUCUGAAGAGCUUACUCAGCUCACAGAUGACAUAAAUGUAACGAAUACGUUCAGGCAUCUGGUGGAAGACGAAAUAGAAAAAUUGGAAAGGCCCUUCGUCAAUAAAGUAAGUGGGACUGGUUUGUUGUCCAUUAACAAACCAAGCUUUGAUUUCAAGGACAACAAAGGUGUGUUGAUAGAUUAUGACUUAGAAGAACUCUCGAGAAUAAGCGAGGUGAAUGUUGGAUUAUGA
Messenger RNA from Suhomyces tanzawaensis NRRL Y-17324, 3871 nucleotides. RefSeq lists its product as uncharacterized. The coding region runs from base 26 to 3871 and encodes 1281 amino acids. The record is from RefSeq and is a predicted model, not a curated record. The transcript has 3 exons. NCBI's taxonomy places the organism in Eukaryota, Fungi, Ascomycota, Pichiomycetes, Serinales, Debaryomycetaceae. Gene Ontology annotation, molecular function: protein binding.